Messenger RNA from Rubroshorea leprosula, 869 nucleotides. The record is from the annotation of a GenBank genome assembly. NCBI's taxonomy places the organism in Eukaryota, Viridiplantae, Streptophyta, Magnoliopsida, Malvales, Dipterocarpaceae.
ACCUAGUUGGCCAGGACUAAAGCUCCAGGACAUAGAGCUUGCACUUUUUUUUUUUUUUUGGAUUGCAUAAUUAAAAAGAACUCUCUCUCAUCCCUAAUCCAUUCUCAUUCGUAUGUCAUGGAGAGACUUACUAAUCAUCCUAUGGAAAACCCGCCUGAAGCUGAUUAUAUUCUGAUGGAGGACUACCUGGAAUUGCAGGAUCUUGAUAACCCUGCAUCACCUUCAUCAAGUUCAGAAAAUUCAAGUUGCUUGACCAGGUCAUCAGGUGCCUCUUUUGAUUCGCAAGACCUUGAGCCUGAAAUGGACCAAGUUUUGGAGCAGAGGUAUGCAGGUUACACAUUCACCGCCCCUGUAUCUCACAAUCCUACUGAAGUGGUUAUGCUUCCAGCUACUUCAGGUAUGCCAAACUUUUUAUUUUGCUGCCACUCUUCUUGACUUCCUCAAGCAUUCUGCUUGACAUUGUUUGAAUUUUAUGCUUUUUGCCUCAUCUAAAUUGCAUUUUUUAUAUCCUUCGAAAGUCUAAACACAUGAUUUUCCAAGCCACAGAAAUUACGUUCUUGGAACUAUACUUGUUAAAUUAUUAUUAUUAUUAUUAUUAUUAUUUAAAUUUGCUAGAACAACAUUCAAAACAAGCCUUUGCUGGUGAAUAGAUGGUUGGUAAUUUACUGCUCUUCCUCCAGCCUAUAUCGUCCCUGCUGAUGACACCCAUAUUUUCUGAUCAUUUAGUUGAGCAACAAUUGGUAAUUAGAAUUUAAUGAUGCAAAUUCAAUUGAACGUGGGGUGACAAAAAAUCUUAAUAAUCCUGAAGGUACAAUAAAUCAUUUAACCAAAGUUUCUCCACUUAACAAAAAGAAAAAAAAAAAAGGAAA